GACAUUGACACGGUUGACAUGACACCGGUGCGAGUAUUUCUUUGUCAAAGUUCUUAUUUUGAAUGCUUUUUGAUUUGUUUACACUCAAUUUAUAUUAGAAAGAAAUAAAAUAAAUAAUAGAAAGAAUGGAACAUGUGGUGCCAAAUAUACAAUAUGUUGGAGACACAAAAGAUUUGUUUAAACUUUCAGGCUGUGUACAGGACUUGUUGCAAUUCAACACUCAACUUAUACAGUCGGUUAAAUCUGAUCUUAUCGAUGUUGAAAUAUUAGAGGAAAUAAAAAAUAUUACUACAUACGAAAAUACAGCUGUUUAUUUUGGCAAAACUUUACGAGACAUAAAAAUUGUCAUAGAGGACGAAGAACUUAGAAAGCAUGAAAUUUACUUGGAGUAUAAAGUUCCGAAAAAGUUAAUUAUUACUAAUCUUAAGUUACCUUCUUCUAUUAAGCUUAAUCGUGAAUAUAGUUGUAUCAAGGAUAUAAUAGAAGCAGUCAAACAAAAUGUGUACGACCUGGCUAGAUAUUUCUAUGAGUUAGAAAAUAUAGAUCAAGUUUGUUGUAUAAUGGAGCCUGUAAAUGGGUCAUUUAAAGACGAUUUUAGAAGAAUCUUUCUCGAUGAUAGAACUUGGCUGCAUGUAGAGGUCACUCCUGAAGGCUUAGCCACCAACAUACAUCUGAUUGGGCAGUCAGAACAUUGGCACAAUAAACUGCAAUCAGGACUACUAAAUUGGGAUCAUGAUAAAAGUAUUGUUGAUAAUAUAAUGACAAUAUUUGAUUUAUUUCAGUUUCCUCAACCUACAUUCAAACAUGGUGCACCACUAGGUAUGGACACUGGAGAUGCCACAGAAAAUGCAAUUGUUUGUGGCAUAUGUUUGUGCACAGAAUUGCCUGACAGCCCUGGUGUACCACAACCUUUAUGCCAGAAUAUAUCCUGUGGGGUUUAUUAUCACAGAACUUGUCUAUAUCAGGUAAUUGUGAUAAGUAUACUAGAUUAUAACAGGUAAACCUGUUUGUAACUACCUGUAUUUGUUUUUGUGCAUAAACAAUCUCUUACAUCAAUAUGAUCUCAAUCUCUUCUUAACUGGUACUUAUAAUUUCUAAUGUGUAAUUUAAUAGACAAUGCAAUUUUGGUUGGAUGGUGUGAAGUUAUUAUAAUAUUACAUUAUUUAAGUACUUUUACAGUGGCUAGUUGCAUGUUCUGGCAGUCGACCACCUGCUUUUGGCGUUGCAAAUGGAAGCUGUCCCACCUGUCUUCAAUCUAUAACGUGUAGCGAAAAAGAUAAUUGAAGUUGUUAUUUAUUUUUAAACUGAACCUGUGAUAAUAAAGAAUUUAAUAAUUACC
Messenger RNA from Spodoptera exigua (beet armyworm), 1339 nucleotides. NCBI's taxonomy places the organism in Eukaryota, Metazoa, Arthropoda, Insecta, Lepidoptera, Noctuidae. The record is from the annotation of a GenBank genome assembly.